Messenger RNA from Pelagomonas calceolata, 1458 nucleotides. NCBI's taxonomy places the organism in Eukaryota, Pelagophyceae, Pelagomonadales, Pelagomonadaceae. The record is from the annotation of a GenBank genome assembly.
CUGGCUGGCAUCGAUUUUCAUAGCCCCACUGCUCGCCCGCGAAUCGACCAGGGACUGACGCAGUCAAGGAGAGAGCUGCUCCGCACAAGCCAUCGCGGCUGCCAAAGUGCGAGACAUCACCGAAGCGCCCAGACAGAGAACAAGCCAAAAACCACUGCCAUCAUGCGGAUCAUAUUGCUGGCGUGCGCGACGACGCACGCCCUGAUAGCCCCGCAGCGGCGGCAACCAGCCAAAACGAUUCGCUACGUGAAGGUCGACACGGACAACUUUUUCUUCAAGGCGCUCGACGGCGCGAAGGAGCUCGCGUUCAGGGCCGGAGAUUUGUUGGAGGACGCGGGCGACGUGGCGAAGGACGCGAUGGACCGCGCGAAGGAGGCCCGGGCGCCGAAGCCGCCCGCCGAUGCCGCAGCUGCGAAGGUACCAGUCAAGAAGGCGCCGUUCGACCUCGCGAGCGCGUUCAACAAGGCACCAGCCGCGCUGAAGGUCGCCGCGCCGCCGGCCGCGCCGGUCGCCAAGAAGAAGGCGCCCUUCGAUUUCGGCGGCCUCGCGAGCGCGGUGCAAGCGAAGAAGCCGAGCGCCAAACAGGCGCCAUUUGAUUUCAAGGCAGCGAACGAGGCCUCCAAGGCGCGCGUCGACGCCGCGUUCGCGUCCCUCGACGCCGCGACCGACGCGCUCCAAGCGGCACCGGAGGCCGCCGCGGAGACGGCCGCGUCGUUCCUGAAAGCGCUACAGGGCGCCGCCGCGGCCGUCGCCAAGGCGCCCGACCAAGCCAAGGAGGCGCUCGACGCGACGACCGCCGCCGUCGAGGCCACGGCCGAGUCGAUUGCGGCCCUCCCCGACAACGUCAAGAGUACCGCGGACAGCGUCGGGUCCGCGGUCACGGGCACCGUCGACGCGGUCGCGUCCAUCCCGGAGAACGUGAAGAACACGGCGGACAGCGUCUCGUCGACGGUCAAGUCGACGGCGGACGCCGUGGCUUCCAUCCCGGAGACCGUAAAGUCGACGGCCGAGGCCGUGGCGGCCGUACCAGAGAAAAUUGGAAACGCCGUCGACAGUGCGGUGGCGACGGCCGAGGCCGUGGCCGCGGUGCCGGGCAAAAUUGCGGACGGCGUCGCUGGCUUUUCCGCGUGGCUCCAGAGCGUCCUGCCCAAGGGCCCGCCGCAGCUGCGGCCACCGCCCGACCAGCUCCGGUCGGCGCAACCUGCACCAAAGAAGAAGUGGGGCCGGCCGAUGGAGCUUCCAAAGGAGGAGCCGGUCGCGGCGCCACCAAAGGCCUCACCGACCGCCGCCCCGGUCAUCGACGUCGAGGCCUACGUCCCCGCGGCGACUUCCGAGACGGAGUGGGCCGAAAUGGAAACCAAGGAGCGCUCGGCGAAGAAGCCGGCGCCUACGUCGUAUUUGGACGGGCUCUAGGCCCUCGUCCUUUUCUUCCGGGGUGUGUUAAUCGUUUUUGUGAGA